Messenger RNA from Oncorhynchus mykiss (rainbow trout), 4215 nucleotides. RefSeq names its product TBC1 domain family, member 10C (gene tbc1d10c). The record is from RefSeq and is a predicted model, not a curated record. Gene Ontology annotation, molecular function: GTPase activator activity; small GTPase binding. Gene Ontology annotation, biological process: regulation of GTPase activity. Lineage: Eukaryota; Metazoa; Chordata; Actinopteri; Salmoniformes; Salmonidae.
CUGGGUAGACCUUGUCGCCAUUUUAAAUGUGGCAAAGGUUCACUUACUUCAUUUCUUAUUCCUUACACAACAUCACCCUCCUAUAAAAUGCUAUUACACCGUAAUUCGCACACGCGCAUUAUUGUAACGACUUCCUAUGUGUGUGUGAUAGAAAGAGCACGUGACAGUAUUAAUAGCGGAAGUUUCUCGCGUCCUCUCCAAUCUCGUUCUAACCAAACACUUCUCUCCAGCAAGCAUCCCAUCCAGUGAUCAAAGAGGAGAGAGAACUCAAAGGGUAAGAUGCUGAGUGCGUCCACCCCGACCCAGACGCCCCCCAGCGGAGAGGACAGUUCUGGUUCUGACAGGGGGUCAGAGGUCAGUGUUGGAGCUCCAGCCACAGAGACAGACCGCUUCGGCUUCAUCCUGGGGAAUGGAUCCACUACUGGGAGUGAAGGCCCGUCCCCUGAGCUCGUUAGACAGAGAGAGGCCAAGUGGAUCAACAUCAUAAGCCAAUGGGAUCGUGUCUUACUAAAAAAUUCCAGGAAGGUCAAAGAGCAGUGUCAGAAAGGCAUCCCAGCAUCCCUCAGGGCUAAAUGUUGGCCACUGCUGUGUGGCGCCACAGACAGAAUGCGCCACAACAAGGACCUCUAUCAGACUCUGGACUCCAGACCCGCACUACAGAGCUGGGUGGACAUUAUAGAGAGAGACUUAGACCGCCAGUUCCCCUUCCAUGAGAUGUUCCUCUCCAGAGACGGCCAUGGACAGCGUGGUCUGUUCCGGGUGCUGAAGGCCUUCACUCAGCUGAAGCCUGAGGAGGGCUACUGCCAGGCCCAGGGACCUGUAGCAGCUGUACUGCUGAUGAACAUGCCUACUGAGCAGGCAUUCUGGUGUCUGGUGCAGAUCAGUGAACAGUACCUCCCUGGCUACUACAGUCCCCUUCUGGAGGGGGUUCUCUUUGACGCAGCCAUGCUGACCAGGGUGCUGAAGAGGACGUGUCCCGCGGCUCACAAGCACCUGCAGAGACACGGCGUGGAGCCUCUGAUGUUCGCCACCGAUUGGUUGAUGUGCCUGUUCACACGCCACCUACCCUUUAACACCCUGCUCAGGGUCUGGGACCUGUUCUUCUGCUACGGAGUGCGUGUGUUGUUCCAGGUGGCGGUGGUGUUGGUGCGCAGGGCUCUGGGCCGGGUGGAGCAGAGGGAGGCGUGCGAGGGCCAGAUGGAGACUCUGGAGAGGCUGAGGGGUGUGAGGGAGCAGGUGCAGCAGGAGGACGAUACCUUCAUUGCAGAGGUGUGUUCUGUCCCCCUGUCGAGUAAGGAUCUGGAGAGGCAGACGGAGAGAGAGCUGGAGGAGUGGAGAAUGGAACGGCCCGCCUCCACCUUUGAUCCCCGGGGUCGUUGCCACGGAUAUCGGAUGGCGUGGACGAGGGUUCGAGAGAGGGAGGAGGAGAGGAACAGGAAGGAGAGGGAGAAAGGGAACCUGUCCCUCCCUCUGAUUCGCUCGCCCUCCCUCCUCUCUCUCUCUCCCUCGCUCCUCCGCAAGAAGUGGAUAAGAGGGAGUAGGACAGACAUUGGGGAGUGGGAGGGAGAAGGCAGAGAGGUGAGGAAGGUUUCACAGGAGGAGAGAAGCGAGGGAGGGAAUCUGAGAAGAAGAAGUGAGAUGGAUGGUAGUCCAGUGAAGGCUCCGGGUGUUCCAUGUCCAGCUACAGAGGACAGGGCCCCAGUGGAAACGAGAGAACCGUUAGAACACAAAGAACCCUUAGAACAGGAGGACAGAAGACAGAAAACCCAGCUGACCCCAGAACCUUCCCAGCAGCGUCAGCUCACCUCGGACCACAGCGUCACUUCACAGGGCCAGGGAGAGGAGCAUGGGGGUCUCAGCCAGACACCGGUCUCUGAGCAGCACAGCGACAGCCAGACACAGGAAACUGACCACAGUAAAGACACCAUGCAAACACAGGAAGUACUGAACAAACAGUCAACAGCGAGUGCAAAUUUCAUCACAGUGCAUAUAGUGACAGAGACAAAGGGUGAGGCAGAGAAAAGCAAGGAGACAGAGACAUGUGCAGGAGCAAUGACAGAGGAAACUGCUCCACACACAGACCUGAAGACAUACACAGAAGAGGAAACUGCUCCAGACACAGAACUGAAGACAUACAUAGAAGAGGAAACUGCUCCAGACACAGAACUGAAGACAUACACAGAGGAGGAAACUGCUCCAGACACAGAACUGAAGACACACCCAGAGGAGGAAACUGCUCCAGACACAGAACUGAAGACAUACACAGAGGAGGAAACUGCUCCAGACACAGAUCUGAAGACAUACCCAGAGGAGGAAACUGCUCCAGACACAGAACUGAAGACAUACACAGAGGAGGAAACUGCUCCAGACACAGAACUGAAGACAUACAUUGAAGCAAAGACAGAGGAGGAAAGAGUGACAGAGACCUACACAGAUGUAGAGAUUCAGAUAAGAGCAGAAGCCAAGACAGAGGGGGAAAUGGAGGUACAGAAAGGACUACACACAGAUAAAAGUGUAGAGACCGAGACGGACAUGGGGUCAAAAGAGACAGCGACUCAAACAGAUGUGAAUACAGACUCGGAGACAGACACACAACAAGAGGCAGAUGUUAACUUGGAGGCAGAAACAGACACAGGCUCACUGACCGAGAGAGACAAAGGCACUGGCACAGAGACACACACCGACAAGGAGAUACAGGCUCGUACAGAGAUCCAGUCACACAAAGGGACGGAGACACACACAGAUGAAAAAUCUGAGGCAGAGAGAGAAACGGCGUUAGAGGCACAUACAGAACCAGAGACGCAGGAAGAAAAUGAGUCAGCGAUGCACAUAGAGGCAGACACAAGAGUAGAGGCAGAGUUGGGGUCACAGAUUGAGGCAGAAACACAGACGGACAAAGAAUCAGAGAUACGGGUAGCUGUAUACAUAGGGAUUGAGACGCGCACGGAGAAAGCCACUGACACAAACACAGGGACAGAGACGACCAUGGAGUCUCCACAUGACAUUCAGAGACGCACAGAGACAGAGGUACAGUACACAGAGCCCUCUAGCACAAUAGCAGCCAAUCAGAGCCAGGUUUCUCCAGAGUUGACAUCCACUACUGAGCCUGUGGAGGAGAGGAACUCAUCAGAACAGAAGCUUCCUGAAAAACCCCAGAGUCCAGUCACCAUCCGUCCAGAUCAGGAGACCCAGAAAGUCAGGGAGAGUGAAGGAGAGAAAGAAAAGAAAGCCUCAACUGACAUCCUUCCACCAUUACAUCAGGGGGAAUCACUGACAGGUGACUUCCCUCACAUACCUGACAACCCAAAGUCACAAAGUCAGAGUGAGUCUCCCCCUCCUGCAGACUCAAAGGCUGACUCUGGCAACUCGGUGUCCACACAAAUUGAUGUCUCGUCCCAAAGGACUACGCCCUGUGAUGGACCGUGGGCAACCCCUUCCGGAGACUUCCGGCUCUGCAAAUCCUCCAGCUCCCGGAGGCUCACCCGCAGGCUCUCUGAGGAUCUCUUCACUAAACCCAACCAAUCACAACCCACCUUCACACAAUCCAAUCAAUCAAAUAUAGGCUUCAUUCAGUCCAAUCAACCACAACCCACAUCUCCCAUUCAGGUACCAAAGUGCCCAGAAUCAUCCAAACGGGUGACAGGGAGCAACCCGGACACUGUCCCACCUCAGACUGGGCCGACCGACACCCCCAGGCUAUUUGGUCUCUUCCGCAGGCUCAAAGGGGAGCAACCAAGGCAGGACAAGGAGAAAGGGGAGCACAAAGUCCCCAUUCCCCAAAUCCUGAUCCAGGACUUCAGUGAUGGGACGGGUGAGGGGAGCACGGUCAGGGGGGAGGAAGAGGAGAACCUGAGCUCCAGAGAGAGGAGGAGGAGACGGAGGGAGCAGGAGAGGAGGGAGAAAGAGGAGGAGAAGUUACAGAAGAAGAGGGAGAAGGAGUUAGAGAAAGAGAGAAAGAGGGAGAGGAGGAAGCCUCAGACGAGGGGGAAGAGUUUUCAGGUGCUACACAGCAGUGUUCCCCUCCCUGGAAACAGUGGCUCACAGACAUUUGGUUCCAAAAGAAACUCAACUCCAUCUAUGGAGACAUACUUUUAACAAGCAAGGAAAGAAAUCGACAUUCUAAAAGUUUUUACAAAAAUUACCCAUAAAACAUCUCAUCCAAGUGUAGACUUGAAUUUAAAAAAAUAAAUAAAACCAUUUAUAUUUUCAAACUCA